AUGGUGAUUUGUGAGGCACACAUUCCUAUCGUCAGUGAGGCACACAUUCCUAUCGUCAGUGAGGCACACAUUCCUAUCGUCAGUGAGGCACAUAUUCCUAUCGUCAGUGAGGCACACAUUCCUAUCGUCAGUGAGGCACACAUUCCUAUCGUCAGUGAGGCACACAUUCCUAUCGUCAGUGAGGCACAUAUUCCUAUCGUCAGUGAGGCACACAUUCCUAUCGUCAGUGAGGCACACAUUCCUAUCGUCAGUGAGGCACACAUUCCUAUCGUCAGUGAGGCACACAUUACCCUAUCUGAGGCACACAUUCCUAUCGUCAGUGAGGCACACAUUCCUAUCGUCAGUGAGGCACACAUUCCUAUCGUCAGUGAGGCACACAUUCCUAUCGUCAGUGAGGCACACAUUCCUAUCGUCAUUGAGGCACACAUUCCUAUCGUCAGUGAGGCACACAUUCCUAUCGUCAGUGAGGCACACAUUCCUAUCGUCAGUGAGGCACACAUAACCCUACCGUCAGUGAGGCACACAUUCACUCACCUAUCGUCAGUGAGGCACACAUUCACUUAA
Messenger RNA from Dreissena polymorpha, 564 nucleotides. RefSeq lists its product as uncharacterized. The transcript has 3 exons. The coding region runs from base 1 to 564 and encodes 187 amino acids. The record is from RefSeq and is a predicted model, not a curated record. NCBI's taxonomy places the organism in Eukaryota, Metazoa, Mollusca, Bivalvia, Myida, Dreissenidae.